Penicillium canariense is the source of this 1074-nucleotide messenger RNA. RefSeq lists its product as uncharacterized. The record is from RefSeq and is a predicted model, not a curated record. NCBI's taxonomy places the organism in Eukaryota, Fungi, Ascomycota, Eurotiomycetes, Eurotiales, Aspergillaceae. The transcript is spliced from 2 exons. Bases 1 to 1074 code for a protein of 357 amino acids.
AUGGAGCUUUAUGAGAUCUUUCAAGCCCAAUUUCCGACUCCUCCAACAUGCAAUUGCGUUCUGGAACAUGUUGUCAACAUGAAACUAGAAUUCCGAAGCGCGCAGAUAACAGCAAGAGGCCUAUAUUUUCAUGCGAUUUUUACCUUCAAUCAAGUUGGACAAAGAGCCUUGUCGCCUUCAUGCAAUUGGCGUGAGAUAGAGAUGGAACCAUUGGCAGCAAGACAGCUCUGUCAAGAGCCGCACUCCUUGAGCCAACUGGUGUUGGUUAGUGGUCAAGUGGGAUACCUCGCCGGGUCAUCUGGUAUCCAGUCAACGGAGCAGGUAGUGCAGGAGAUCUCCAAUCUUUGCUCAGUUAUCCAAAGUCCAGUUGAUUCAAAAGACUGGCUUGGGUAUCUCGCCAAUAAUCAUGGCUGUAGGCAUCGGCUUCGCAUAUUCAGCCUGAAUCCUCCACCGAAAGCCUCUCAGACCAUACAGACUAUAUGUCUCACCGAGGUUCUUGGUCACCCAGAAUUUCGCCAAGAGCACAGAUGUCGGCUUGGUUUAAAGCUAGCCUCUUCUGUGAUGCAGCUUCAUGAGACGCAAUGGUUGACAAAUCACUGGAACAAGAGUGACAUCUCAUUCACCCGCGAUUCAACUGGGCGAAUUGACUUCAACAACCCAUUGAUCAGACGGACCUUUGGAUCCAAGACUAAUACAGAGCCAUUUUUGGCAUCCCGGGUGCCACAGAUAAGAGCUGAUGGUUCCAUUCCUUGUCUAUUUUCGCUGGGAAUAGUACUUCUCGAACUAAGCUACCGGCAGACAUUCGAAAGUCUAAAGGAUCCGAAAGAGAAUCUCUUGCCUCCAGAAUAUGCAGACUUGGUAACAGGGAGAAGACUUGUGAACUCUAUCGACUGUAGUCCGAACUUUAAAAAGGUCAUGAAAAGAUGCAUAAGUGGUCUUGACCCGGCUUUUGACUCAUUGGCAGAGGAUAGCCUUAGAGAUGAAGUGGAAGAAAAAAUUGUGCAGCCACUAGAGGAGGAUUUGAAAUUCUACUGUGAUAAAGAUUUCGUGGAGGACUGCUUGGAAGGACUUUAA